UCAGUCACAGCAGCCCAGUGUACACCAGUUUUUUUACGUUGCUGUCCCUUUAAGCCGGUGCGGAAGUGUUGUAUGGGCGGCUAAUGCAAUAAGGUCAUGUCGGGGUGCCUUAGACAAGCGAAUGCAUUACUCAACAUCACAUACCUCGUGUUGCAGCAACAGUUUUAAACAAAUCGUUGUCAGUUAGUAUUUGCUCGCGACUGUCGACAGUUACAGUCUUAACGAUAAUUAACCAAGCGGAGAAGGGUUCAGCAGUGUGUUCAGCAGGAAGUGAAUAACCGGCGAGCUAACAGUGACAGCAGCUGAUUUCUCCAUGGCUGUGUCGAAGUGCACCCGACUCACUGGCCCGCUGACCAAGCAGGUGCUGGACUCAGUGGACACUGUGCUGUUUGACUGCGACGGGGUGAUAUGGCGCGGAGAUCAGGCCAUUCCCGGCGCCCCUGAAGUGGUCAACUCGCUGAAAAAGGCUGGAAAGCGCGUGUUUUUCGUCACCAAUAACAGCACAAAAACGCGCAAAAUGUAUGCGGAGAAGCUGAGCAAGCUGGGCUUCGAGGCCAGCGAGGGCGAGGUGUUCGGCACAGCGUACUGUUCGGCCGUGUUCCUUAAAACCGUGUGCAACCUCGAGGGCAAAGUGUACUUGAUUGGAAGCAAUGCCAUGAGGCAAGAGCUCGAGGCGAUGGGGAUCGAGCCGGUCGGUGUGGGACCCGAUCCAGUCUCAGGAGGCCAGAAAGACUGGGCCAGUGUUCCUCUGGACCCGGAGGUCAAGGCCGUGCUGGUGGGUUUUGACGAACAUUUCAGUUACAUGAAGCUGAACAGGGCGUUACAGUACCUGUGUAAUGCUGAGUGUCAGUUUGUGGGCACCAACACAGACACCAGGCUUCCUCUCGAGGGGGGCAAAGCAGUCCCAGGUACUGGUUGCCUUUUGAAGGCCGUGGAGACAGCGGCACAGCGCCAUGCCCAAGUGGUCGGGAAGCCCAGCAGCUUCAUGUUCAAAUGCAUGGCUAGCCAGUUCGGGCUUGACCCAAGCAAAUGUCUUAUGGUUGGGGACAGACUGGACACAGACAUCAUGUUAGGUUCCACCUGUGGACUGAAGACUCUGCUGACCCUGACUGGUGUCUCAACAGUAGCAGAUGCAGAGGAGCACCAAAGAAGCGGAUGCCCCAAGCGUCAGGGGAUGGUGCCUGAUUACUAUGUUGAUAGCAUUGCAGAGAUUUUACCAGCCCUCCAAGCAUAGCGGGUCAGUAUUGAUGAGGAUGUAACAUGUAUCCUGUGUUACGUAGGUUCAGAAGAAAUGGAAGUUUUAAUAUUAUUUAAAAAAUAGAACUUACUUGAACCAAUAUGAUCAUUAGUCUUUGUUAAAGGAGUCAAUGAGGAGGUUCGUUAUUUAGUCUCCAGCACCUCCAGUCAGCACAUUUUUAUUUUGUUGAGCCAAACACACGUCCCAGGUAAUAAAUAGGUGAAAUCCUGGUUUAGGUGUCUUUGCACCUUCAACAGAAGAAAACAUGGACUGGCUUGAAGGUCUUGAGGACUAGAUCAAAACCUACUGCAUCAGAGGAUUAUAAAAUAGCUGGAUAUUUCCAAGUGAUAUUUAUAUAUGUGGUUUCUGAUCUCCAGUCCUCAGGACCUACUGCCCUGCAACAGUUUAGAGUUUCCCCUGGUUCAACACACCUAAGGUCCAGUUUGUGAAUUGGUUGUAAAAUUAGAAAUAGAUCCCCAUGAGUGGAUUUCAUAUCCAAAACCCAGCAUUUUGUAUACCAAAAUAUGUACUUUCUAUUAUAAAUCCACAAAAGUAUGCAUUCUACUAAUAAUCUGCUCCAUCAGCAGGGUCUACCUCUGGUAUUCCACAAUAAUGUCCAUGUAUAUCAUUGUGCUUUUUGCCAAGUACAGUGUUAGAGUAGUUUUCCUUUAUCCAUUUUUUGAAGAUAUCUACACACAUAUAGGUACAUGCCUAUAUACAUACAUGUACUGAAUACAGAACCAGCAUGUGAUGCUUUUGUUUGUUCUGCUGUAUAUUUCAAAUGUCAGGUACUGAAAAAAGACCUGCAACAGACAAGAUGGCUAAUUGGUUGAUAAUGCAACCAAUGUGAUGAUUUGCUCAUAUGAGCACUACCACACAUAACUAAACACAAUAUUGUUUAUUGAGGUGCUUGUUUGUCUUCAUUAUUAAAGGUAGACCUGCUUGUAGAGUUUGAAGCACAACUAUUGUAACUGACUCUAGUUUUAUGAUCACUUGUAAUGGUUUCUUUUUUUUUUUUUUUUGUCUUGUGUUGAACAAAGUGCUCACCACACAAAGAUCAAAUAAAUAAGCAUCAUCUCAGA
Pangasianodon hypophthalmus (striped catfish) is the source of this 2319-nucleotide messenger RNA. RefSeq names its product phosphoglycolate phosphatase (gene pgp). Gene Ontology annotation, molecular function: sn-glycerol 3-phosphatase activity. The record is from RefSeq and is a predicted model, not a curated record. The transcript has 2 exons. The coding region runs from base 314 to 1234 and encodes 306 amino acids. Gene Ontology annotation, cellular component: cytoplasm. Lineage: Eukaryota; Metazoa; Chordata; Actinopteri; Siluriformes; Pangasiidae.